Messenger RNA from Archocentrus centrarchus (flier cichlid), 3715 nucleotides. It is a transcript of the gene crhr2, whose product is annotated as corticotropin-releasing factor receptor 2. Gene Ontology annotation, molecular function: corticotrophin-releasing factor receptor activity; G protein-coupled peptide receptor activity; peptide hormone binding. NCBI's taxonomy places the organism in Eukaryota, Metazoa, Chordata, Actinopteri, Cichliformes, Cichlidae. Gene Ontology annotation, biological process: adenylate cyclase-modulating G protein-coupled receptor signaling pathway; long-term synaptic potentiation; cell surface receptor signaling pathway. The record is from RefSeq and is a predicted model, not a curated record. Gene Ontology annotation, cellular component: plasma membrane; axon terminus; dendrite.
UGGGCUCAGUGUGCCCAUCUCCUCUCGGACUUGAAAUUAAUCUCACAUUAUUUAGGCUAAAAGUGGCCGCUCGCACUAUGGAUGCUACUAUUUAUGAGAUCAUAUUUGGAGAGCUCGGGGACCUAAAUUGUAGUUUAAUGGAGGCUUUCCAGGACACUUUUUCGGAAAACGCUUCAUUGUCAUUGCUGAGCGCUGAUGGUUUAUAUUGCAAUGCCACCACCGAUGAGAUUGGAACCUGCUGGCCGCGGAGCAGCAGUGGCAGGAUUGUAGAGAGACCUUGCCCUGAGUACAUUAAUGGGGUGAAGUACAACACAACGAGGAGCGCUUACAGGGAAUGUAUGGAUAAUGGGACAUGGGCACUGAAGAGUAAUUACUCCAGUUGUGAACCCAUUUUGGAGGAAAAGAGAAAAUAUCCGAUGCAUUAAAUAGCGCUGAUCAUCAACUACUUAGGCCAUUGUAUCUCUGUGGGAGCUCUUGUCGUGGCCUUCAUUCUCUUCUUGUGCUUAAGGAGCAUACGAUGUCUGCGAAACAUCAUACACUGGAACUUGAUCACCACCUUCAUACUGAGGAAUGUUAUGUGGUUGCUUCAGCUGAUUGACCACAAUAUCCAUGAGAGCAAUGAGCCUUGGUGUCGCUUAAUUACAACAAUAUACAACUACUUUUUGGUGACAAACUUUUCUGGUGUUGUUGAGGGAUGCUACCUCCACACAGCCAUUGUAAUGACGUAUUCAACAGAUAAGCUGAGAAAGUGGGUCUUCCUCUUUAUCGGGUGGUGUAUUCCAUGUCCUAUAAUUGUGGCUUGGGCCAUAGGAAAGCUGUAUUAUGAAAAUGAACAAUGUUGGUUUGGUAAAGAACCUGGAAAAUAUAUGGACUACAUUUACCAAGGACCAGUUAUUCUUGUGCUUUUGAUAAAUUUUGUUUUCCUCUUCAAUAUAGUUCGAAUUCUUAUGACCAAACUAAGAGCUUCAACCACAUCAGAAACAAUACAGUACAGAAAAGCCGUGAAAGCAACACUAGUCUUGCUGCCUCUACUUGGCAUCACCUACAUGCUCUUCUUUGUGAAUCCGGGGGAGGAUGACAUCUCACAAAUUGUGUUCAUCUAUUUCAACUCCUUUCUACAGUCUUUUCAGAGGUUCUUUGUGUCAGUGUUUUACUGCUUUCUAAAUGGAGAGGUUCGCUCAGCAGUAAGAAAACGAUGGCACCGCUGGCAGGACAACCACGCUCUUCGAGUUCGAGUGGCACGAGCCAUGUCUAUCCCAACAUCCCCAACCAGGAUUAGCUUCCACAGCAUCAAACAGACCACAGCUGUGUGAUCACAGAAACAAACCCACAAGCUCCAGACUGACUCCUCCAGCAAGGUCACCGUUUGUCCAGUGCAACUAAGGAGCCAUGGAAUUUAUUCUGCCUGGUGACAAAAGUACAUUUUAACUGCACAAAAAUCACAUGAAAUUAUUGAUAUGAGGUAUUGUGUAUGAGGUACAGGGGCUGCGUUUUUCUGAAGACUGCAGUAUUCAAAGAAAUGGGAUCAUCGUCACAUCACAGCAGGUAACUCUAUAAUUUUUUUUUAGUGUUGUUGUCACUGGCAUCCAACUGCCUAGUGGUUAUUAGUACUUGAAAUUUGACUGCUCAUGAUGUAUUUAUACGUUGCCAAAACUGCCAUUUGUAUCUAUUAUAAUAAAAAUGCUAAAAUGCUUUUUGAGUUACCUGCUCUUUAUCAACAGCUUAAUUUGUCAUAAAGAGGCUUUUGGGAGGAAGAAAACAGAAAACAGCACAGAGUAAAAAGAUUUAACUGAGACAUUGCUCUCUGAAGUGAACAGAGACUGAAAACACUUCAACCUAGAGUCAUCAAAUGCUUUUUACUAAAACACAAUUUCAACACAUGAUGUGUUUUGGUUAAUGUGAGGUGCGGCUAUUUUAUACAAACAAGCCAUUUUAAGGAGCCUUUAUAAUGUGUCAUUAAAAAAAACAAAAAUAAAAAACAUUUGUCUUCUUUUUCUUUCAUACAUCUUUAUACUUCUACUGCUGUAAACAUUGUUAAAAUAUAUGUUUUCACAACUAUUUUUACUUCCCUAUUGUUAGACUUGGCUUUUUUUCCCCCCACUUUCUUACUGUGAAAGGAGGGUGCCAACAUAAAGAGCAAUUUAACGUGUUAUGUGUUUGAACUCCCCGAGGCUGAUAGAUGAGCAUUCCCAAGUCAGACCCCUCUUCCAGACGAGUAAAGAUAAGAUUAUAUACAUUAUUUUAUGGCUCUAAGUGUUCUCAUUUAUAUAACCUGUUAAGUGCUGUGCAUGGAUUUGUCAUGCAGGCACAGCAGGAGCAGAUUAAAUUCUUUUGGCUUUAUGAAAUCCUUGUGGCUUCCUUAUAAUCAGUGUCACAACUAAGCUUCUGGGUCAAAGGAAGAGGAGCUUGACAAAGUGAGGGCCGAUCCGUUUCCUAAACCCUUGAUCUGGUGAGAUCAACCUUCUGCCUGCCUGUAACCCCAGCAUUUAGAUCUCCUGAGGCUUCUCACACAGUAAUAAUGGAAACAGCCAUGUAAGGAUAAGCGGUAAAAAUGGUGGAGGUAAUGUUUGUUUUGAAAAGGUUUAGGAAUCAAAAAUAUGAAUUACAGAAAGCUUACAUUUUGAUUCAGAUAUUCCUUUGUGUGUUGCUAAAUUAACUGCACCACAUUUGAGGUAAAUGCACUAAUUGCCUGUCUUGCAGAGUGAUGGAUGGCAAAAUAGGUACCACUCACUUCUGUCAGAUUUUUUUUUUUGUAACAGUAACACUUACACUUAAUGCUGUAGUUGAGCUCUGAAGGAGUCAUUAAGAAGAUUUUGUGAGCUUCAGACAGAAAGUGUCUCACUUUCCCCAUAUAUUAUUUAUUUAUUUAUUAAUUUAUGUAUUUAUUUUAGAUCAUAUUUGCAUUUAUAUUGGGGUUUGUAUUUAAAAAUGUCACAUAAAAUAUACUGAAUUUAUUUCCAAGACUGAUCUAAUGUGAGGAUGUUGUAUAGAACAUAAAAUAUUUAAUCAUCUUAUUGUAAAAAGUACAUUUGUAUUUGGUAAACUUUUGCUACAUUACAACAUUAAUUUUGAUUGUUUUCAUUUUUGCUGUUGCUGCUUGAUGUUAGCUGGUAAAUACUGAUCACUUCUCAUUAUUUACCCAUUAAUACUGUGUAUAUAUAUUUGUAAUCAAGGGCAUCACAAUUUACCUACAACAUUGCACACCCUUCCAAGACUUAAUUAUGUUACCCUAACACAAAAAGUACUACAUGACAUUAGAACUGUGAAAUAUUUUCAUAAAGAAUUUUAAAAAAUGUGAAUAAAAUAUAAAUAAAAUAUAUUUUAUUUGAACUCACCAAAGAGAUAAAUCAUGUUUACUGACAUACUGAUUUUUUAAUUCUCUGUGUAUUUCUAUUACUUCCACUGGACUUUGCCGACCAAAUCAUAUUUUUUAUUUUGUACAUCAUUUGUUGUACAUGAAGUGUAUUCAGUGCUGUUUGAUGUCAGACAUAAUUUUAUAUAUAUAAAAAAAACCUCUUUGUUGAACAACCCAGGUUGCCUUAUAAACAAAAGAAAAAGCAUUUUUGUGGAAAUGAAGCUAUUGUCUCUGUACUGUAAAUGAUGUAUCUUUGUGUUACUUGUAUACACUUGGACUGUACAUGUAAAAAAAAAAAUUUUGAUUAAAAUUGUACUUUAAAUUAUAUAUUAUACGACAUACUUCUUUGAGCUUUUCACA